This is a messenger RNA of Zeugodacus cucurbitae (melon fly), 4114 nucleotides long. RefSeq names its product endoplasmic reticulum transmembrane helix translocase. Gene Ontology annotation, cellular component: endoplasmic reticulum membrane. The record is from RefSeq and is a predicted model, not a curated record. Gene Ontology annotation, molecular function: ATP binding; ATP hydrolysis activity; P-type ion transporter activity. The coding region runs from base 178 to 3831 and encodes 1217 amino acids. Gene Ontology annotation, biological process: intracellular calcium ion homeostasis. NCBI's taxonomy places the organism in Eukaryota, Metazoa, Arthropoda, Insecta, Diptera, Tephritidae. The transcript has 8 exons.
AUAUGAAAUCUGAUUUACAGAAAUGACAAUCGGAAGGAAUAGAAAAACGGCACUGGUUGAAGAAUAAUUUAAUAUCAGUGACCUGCUUUGAAAAUUAUAAAAUUAAAUUUAAUUCAAUAAGAAAACGAUUUAGCAAUUCAUUGCCAGCGAUAGGUAGUGGAAAUUUUAAAGAUUGUAAUGGAUCGCGAAUAUGAGGAUACCCCGGACUUAGAAGCGGUUGCAAGAACAUCAGGUGCCAGGAACGGCAAACUCAGUAAAAAACCAUCACUUGAUGAUUUAGUACAAAAUGUGACUUUACAUAUUCGAAACCCUAUUGCCCUUAGUGGGAUAGUAAUGCCUUUUGUAAUUUUAUAUUUGGGAGUAUUCUAUGCUUGGAUUUUCAUUUACGGCGUUGAUGUGCACUAUGAAGCUGGUCUUAUCACAGUUGCUGUAAUUGCUUUUAUUCAGAUAUUAGCAUUACUUUGUUGCUAUUGGAGUGUUCAUGUACUUACAUUUCUUAACUGUCGUAAUGUAAAAACUCCUAGCGUAGGCGUUCUGGCGAAAGUCAUACCAACACCAAACAAUGGGUCUUCUCAAUUAGUUCAAGUAAAUUGCAUUAGAUUAGCAAAUGGUGAAAAGCAGCUAUAUUUUGUUUUCCAAAAAACGAAAUAUGUUUGGGAUGAAGAAAGAAAAACAUUUUCUGGAAUAGCUUUUCCGGUACACGAAACUUUACGUCAUUAUACCCGCAGUCGUGGGCACGAAACUGAAACCGCUGUUAAAUUAGCAGAGCAGUUAUAUGGAUCGAAUGAAAUGAAAAUGGUUGUACCAGAGUUCUAUGAACUAUUCAUUGAACGUGCCACAGCACCAUUUUUUGUCUUUCAAAUAUUUUCAGUGGCUUUGUGGUGCUUGGACGAAUAUUGGUACUAUUCAUUAUUUACGCUAUUUAUGAUGAUUAUUUUUGAGUGUACCCUUGUUGGGCAACAACUUCAUAAUAUGGCCGAGAUAAGAAAAAUGGGAAACAAACCAUAUGUGAUAAAUGUUUUGCGACAAAAUAAGUGGAGACAAAUAAAUUCUGAUCAAUUAGUUCCUGGAGAUAUAGUCUCUAUGACAAGAUCACAAAAUGACAAUUUGGUUCCCUGUGACAUUGUGCUAUUGCGUGGUAAUUGUAUAGUUGAUGAGAGCAUGUUGACAGGAGAGUCGGUGCCUCAAAUGAAGGAAUCAUUAGAAACACUUGAUCAUUUGGAUAUAGAACUGGAUAUGGAGAGUGAAAGUAAAUUAUUUGUUCUCUUUGGAGGAACUAAAGUAGUACAACACACAGCUCCUACCAAGGAUGCAUUAAGAGCACCGGAUAGUGGUUGUAUUGGUUAUGUAUUACGCACUGGUUUCAAUACAUCGCAAGGAAAAUUAUUAAGGACUAUUCUCUUUGGUGUAAACCGCGUAACUGAAAAUAAUCUGGAAACUUUCGCUUUCAUCCUAUUUCUUAUGGUAUUCGCUAUUGCGGCUGCUGUAUAUGUUUGGAUUAAAGGCACCGAAGAUCCAGAGCGAAGCCGUUAUAAAUUAUUCUUAGAAUGCACUUUAAUAUUGACGUCAAUUAUACCACCUGAUUUACCAAUUGAGUUAACUUUGGCAGUGAACACAUCACUUUUGCAAUUGUCAAAGCUUUAUGUGUUUUGCACCGAACCAUUCCGUAUUCCCUUUGCUGGAAAAGUGCAAAUCUGUUGUUUUGACAAGACCGGAACUCUGACUUCAGAUAAUUUGAUGGUUGAAGGGGUGGCGGGGUUAACCAAUGACAAUGUUAUUGUACCAAUGGAUAAAGCUAAAGACAUAACAAUACAAGCUCUUGCGACAUGUCACGCCUUGGUAAUGCUUGACGAUGGUUUGGUUGGAGAUCCACUAGAAAAGGCUAUGCUUACAGCAGUUGAUUGGAGUCUUACUAAACAAGAUAGUGUUAUUCCAAAACGAGGAAAAUUAAAACCGCUUCGUAUUUUCCAUCGUUAUUAUUUUUCUUCAGCAUUAAAAAGGAUGUCGGUAUUAGCUGGAUAUCUAGUUCCAUUCACCAAUGAAGUAUCUUAUAUCGGCACGGUAAAAGGAGCCCCAGAAGUUAUUCAGAAAAUGUUAAAAGAAGUCCCUAAGAACUAUGAAAAGACUUUCCUUGAGUAUUCUCGUCGCGGUGCGCGAGUUUUAGCUUUGGGUAUAAAAGAAUUUGGUCAAAUGGAUGCCCAGCGUGUCCGAGAUUUAAAAAGAGAGGAUGUAGAAAGCAAUUUAAUAUUUGCUGGUUUUGUUAUAAUAUCAUGUCCUAUAAAACCCGAUUCGAAAUUUGUAAUCAAAGAACUUAUACAUGCUUCGCACAAAGUUGUGAUGAUUACUGGAGAUAAUCCACUCACAGCCUGCCACGUAGCCAGAGAAAUACGCUUUACACGUAAAAAACUAUUGAUUCUUACACGUAACGCAAAUACCAAUAAAAAAUGUAUUGAGUGGCAAUGGGUUUCAAUUGACACAGAGUCUGUCUAUGAUCUUAAACAUGAAUUACAAGAUUUGCUGAGUGGAAAUGACCUAUGUAUUACUGGAGAUGGCUUACAAUACCUUAGGGAACAAGAAAAUUCAUAUUUAUUACAAAUAUUACCCCAUAUUACAGUAUGCGCACGCUUUGCGCCGAAACAAAAGGAACAUGUUAUCACUACCUUAAAACACCUAGGUUAUUACACACUUAUGUGCGGUGAUGGUACCAACGAUGUAGGUGCCCUUAAACACGCCCAUGUUGGUGUAUCGAUACUGAGUAAUGGACCAAUGAAACCAAAGAAGAGGCGCGAUAUCAUGAAUGGAGCCGGAUCAAUUUUCUCAGAUGCUGGUGCAUAUUUAUCUGGUAGUUCCGCCGUAAAUGCACGAAACACAGGUGGCGUUAGAAAUGUUGUAGCAGGUACCUCUAAUACGAUGGAACGUACAAGCAUGUCACAACGUGAUCGUGCAAUUUUGCGACAUAGAGAAAACUUAAGUGCUACCCAAGCGCGAUUACAAUCUGAACUUAAAGAUAUAUAUGAGGAAACCUCGGUGGUAAAACUAGGGGAUGCAAGUAUAGCCGCCCCAUUUACAAGCAAAACAUCGUCGAUAACAUGUGUAAAUCAUAUUAUUAAACAAGGACGUUGUACCUUAGUAACUACCCUACAAAUGUUCAAAAUAUUAGCUCUCAACGCGCUCAUAUCUGCGUAUUGUCAAUCUGUUUUGUAUAUUGACGGAGUAAAAUUUAGUGAUAUGCAGGCCACUCUUCAGGGUCUCUUCAUAGCUGCAUGUUUUUUAUGUAUAACACGCUCAAAGCCGCUGAAAACCCUGUCGAAAACUGCGCCAUUGCCAAAUAUAUUUAACAUUUAUAGUGUGUCAACGAUACUCUGCCAAUUUGCCGUUCAUUUUGGUGCACUUUACUAUUUAACACAAGAGGCAACAGAGCGGGCACCUGAAAGAACAGGGAAAGUGAAACUGUACAUAGAUAUGGAUCCAGAAGAAAAACAAACUUUUCAACCUAAUAUUAUAAAUAGCACUGUUUACAUAAUUUGUCUUGCUCUACAAGUGUCUACCUUUGCUGUUAACCACAAGGGACAUCCUUUUAUGGAAAGUUUGCGUGAAAAUCGUCCACUAUUAAUAUCUAUUUUAGUGUCAACUGGCUUAGUUUUAUUUCUUUCUUUGGACCUCUCUUCCGAACUUACAGAAACUUUUGAAAUCGUAUCAUUCCCCGAAGAUUUUCGUAAAAUGCUUGUACUUGUUUUGUUGGCGGAUACCUUAGCUGCCUUUGCACUGGAUAGAAUGUGCUCAUUCUUAUUUGGAGAAACAAGGCGAAAACCAAAACAUGUCGAUUGCUAAGUGUGAUGGCUACACUAUAUAUUACAUAGGUAAUUCUUUUAUUUCCAAUAAAGGCUUAAAUAUAUAUAAUAACAUCAAACUUCAAAACUAUAUUUUUUUGUUUACAUUGUAUUAAAUGAAUUGUGAAAAUUGAAUGAUUUUUAAGUUUUAUAUAAUUAUUGUGGAGUUCAUUGAAACUUUCACAUGUUUAUUUACUUUUAAAUUUUAAAUAUUCAUUCAAGAACUUUGAAUAAUUCUGUAUGUGUGAUUAAAUAAAUUUUUAAUAAUUUGGUAAUAGUGAAAA